UAUCCUAUCCAAAGUUUCACGAACAAUUUUUAGCUGAAUUGACUUGUUUUAUGCUUUGUGCGAGUUUCGCUUGAGAUUAUGGGUUUUAGCGAGGCGUGCGUUUUCAGAAUGAGAAUUUGUGGAGAGCAAUCAGAGGUCAGGAAGGUCUGUCAACAGUGAGGGUUUGGAGUCUUUCCGCAAACUGGAGCUCGUCCUCGGUAGUCAUGAAGGUUGCAAUGCAGUAUCUGGUUCCGCAUGUUAUUGUGUUUACAAGUGGAAUCACCAAAUGCUGCACAUCCUCCCGACUACGCCCUCUCCAUGCUUUGUGUAAAACUCCUAGUUCAUCGUUCCUGGUAACCAGAGAUUUACGCUGGGCUUGCAAUUCAGUGUCAGGUUGUGAGGGAAGUGCAGUGCCUCGUUAUACAAGGGUUCGUAGCUUCUCUUUGGAUCAGCUGCGACUAGUCACAUCCCAAAGCGUAACUAUCGAUGAAGCCCCUGAGGUGCAGAUAACGGGUGAUGGCUUUUCCGCGGCCGACGAGCAGCCGCAAUCAAGUAUCGAUUCUGAGUCAAAACCCAAGAUUGCUGUGAAACGAAGGGACAUCGGUGCUUUCCAGCAACUUCCAGUAGUUUCCCCAGGAAUUGAAAUUCUGGGAACUGCAUUGAGGCGGACGAAGAUGAUCAAACCCACGAAAGGAAUACAGAAUGCUGCCAAACGGGAGCGGAAUCGGGGAGCCAAGCAGUUAGAUGCUCUAACUAAGGAGCUGACUAUUCCUCUGAAAGGGUACGUGAAGAAUUUUCCAGAGUGCCAGCAGCUACAUCCUUAUGAACAAUCGCUUCUUGAGCUCACACUUGGGCCAGGCACUUAUGAAGAGACUUUACGACGGGUUGAUCUCUUGCGCAAGAGGAUACUCGAUUACGGGAAGAAUUGUGCUUCUCUUUGCGCUAAGUCAACCAGCAAACGUGAGGCUGAAGAGCGGUUGGAAGAGGGAAUUACAAAGCUUGAAGACAUGUUCAAGAGGCAUGGGAAGGCCGUUGAUGACUUAAAGGAGAUUGCAAAGGUCUUAAGAGCAAUGCCUGUAGUGCAUCCUCGCACACCUACAGUAUGCCUUGUUGGAGCUCCUAAUGUUGGCAAGUCAUCACUUGUACGAAUACUUUCGUCUGGUAAACCAGAGGUUUGCAAUUAUCCAUUCACAACAAGAGGCAUAUCCAUGGGCCAUUUUUUUGUAGAUUCUGUUCGUUAUCAGGUGACUGAUACUCCGGGGAUAUUGAACCGCCCUGAUGAUGAAAGGAACAACAUCGAGAAGUUGACACUUGCUGCCCUAGCGCAUCUACCAACAGCUGUUCUUUAUGUCCACGAUUUGACUGGCGAAUGUGGUACAACGGUCUCUGACCAGUUCUCGAUAUACAAGCACAUUAAAGGACUGUUUCCUGAACGUCCAUGGUUGGAUGUUGUCUCCAAAGCCGAUCUGUUGGAAACUCCUCCAGCACACAUCCCUGCCUUGGAGGCAGAGGCAUAUGUGUUGGUGGGUCCUGCUGGUGCCCUAAGAGUGUCCACGCAAACAGAGCAUGGCCUUGAUGAGCUGGUGCGAAGAGUCCACGCUCUCCUUUCUGCACACUCAAAAACGCUUCGUGAUGAAGCUGGUGAAACCCUACCUCAGAAGAUGUCUACAUCUUCUCCUUCCGACAAAGACCCAGCAACGCCUUUCUAUUUUCCAGCAUGGCCACAUGCUCAAAAUUCAUAAACGUAGUAAUUCUUUAGUAAUUUCUUUUGGUUGGUGAAGAGCCAUUAUCAAGGUUUGUUCACAUUUUUCAGGCAUAUGGAUAGUAUAAUGCUCUAUGAUCUUAUAAUCAUCCAUUGUUUUAGCAGUAGGACUUUAUUCAAUGAUUGGAAUACAUCAUAGAGAAAGCAGUGUCCAUCUUGAGAGAUAGAUAGACUGUUUUGAUGAAAAUGCCGAGUCAUUGUUUUAUGUGGUGUUGAUAGUUGGGCUGUUAAUUUUAAUACAAGCAACGUGAAGGUUCUGUUGUUUAUACAUUAAGGAAA
Physcomitrium patens is the source of this 2020-nucleotide messenger RNA. Its product is annotated as nucleolar GTP-binding protein 1. NCBI's taxonomy places the organism in Eukaryota, Viridiplantae, Streptophyta, Bryopsida, Funariales, Funariaceae. The record is from RefSeq and is a predicted model, not a curated record. Gene Ontology annotation, molecular function: GTP binding.